AUGACUCAGGCACCUUCAGAUUACCUGAUCACCUCCAGCCCCUACAACUAUGAGCAGCCCCUGCCUGCCGUGGCGCGGACAAAUUUCAUCACGCAGGUUCCUCUGACCAAGAAAAUAACGUUCUUCAAGAGCGGAGACCCUCAGUUUGGGGGAGUCAAGAUGGCCAUUAACCCACGCAGCUUCAAGAGCUUCAAUGCCCUCAUGGAUGACCUCUCCCAUAGGGUCCCUCUGCCGUUCGGGGUGAGGACCGUCACCACUCCACGGGGGAUUCACUGCAUCAGUGCGCUGGACCAGCUGGAGGACGGAGGGUGCUACCUCUGCUCUGACAAGAAAUACGUCAAGCCCUUUAGCAUCGGCACGGGCCGGAGGGUAGGCCCUCAGUGGAAUGGCCGCCCGGUGAGUGCCCUGAGGAAAGGAGGCCAGGAGGGCAGGCGUGAAGACCAUUCCAGGCCUUUCUCCCAGCAAGGCCCCAAAAUACUCAAGAAAAUCACUCUGGUUAAGAACGGGGACAUUGGUGUCCGGCGCUCGAUUAUCCUGAAUCACAGGAAUGCCCGGAGUUUCAAAACUCUCCUGGAUGAGAUUUCCGAGCUCUUGCAGUUCACGGUGAAGAAGCUCUACACUGUUGAUGGGAAGAAGAUCGACAGCCUGCAGGCUCUGCUCCACUGCCCAAGCAUGCUGGUGUGCGUAGGCCGGGAACCGUUUAAACCACUAGUCAUUGAGAAUUCGAGGAAGCGCUCUGCCGAGAAGCUCCCUGGCCUGGCUUCCCAAUCCAGUGACAACAACAUCAGUGAAAACAACGGAAGUAAGAAAGACGUGAACUUUGGACUGAAAGCCAAAAAAAGUGUCAUCCACCCAAGAUCAGCUUCAAGCAACAGGUCAAUGAGAUUUUCCUUAUCAUCAGAAAAGUCCUACGCAAAUGGUCUCAACACAUCACUAGAGAACGGUGCACCUUUCCCAAACAACUGUCCACAUGGAAAAGCUGGGGACCUGGUCCACUCCUUAGUCAACGAUGACAUUGAAAAACGAGUGCACGUGAACAAGGAUGGCAGCCUGUCCGUCGAGAUGAAAGUCCGCUUUCGUUUGCUAAAUGACGAGACUCUUCAGUGGUCCACACAGAUCAAGAAGUCCAAUUUGAUGAGUAAGAUGCCCUGUGAAGAGUCAGGGGUAGAGGAAGACAAUGGAGUGGACCCCAUGCAGAAAAUGAACCUAGAAGUCAGCUCAGAGGCCGAAGAGUCAUUAUAUCCCUGCGAUGCUGAUUCCUACGUCUCAAAAUUCGAUGAGUCAGAGUCUGAGGAAACUCAUUGCCACAGCUGUGGCAAGCAGCACCAGGACUAUGACAUUUGGAAGAAUCCCAUGCAUGCUUCCCAGAAAGAGGAGCCUGAUAUAAGAAAAACUUGGCACACACGGUCUUCAUGCUCCAGCACAUCUUCCCGUAGGAGGGUAGUCCACAAAAAGAUGACCUCCGUGGAAAGCAUCCACACCACAUCCAGUGAAGAAUAUUCUGAGCACGUCGUGCAGGAGUCUUCAUGCUAUUCAGAGACUAUAGAAAACAGGGUGGAGUACUGUAACAUUAAAAAGUGUAACUACCGAAGCGCUUUGUCUACAGCUGCCUCCAAUAGAGAAGAGUCACAGGAAUACACCCGAAUGAACACUAGCAGUAGCCAAAAAGCAUCAUCAUUAGGGCCAGUCUCACAUUCAAGUUGUGAAAACAACCUGGAUACUGAAGAAGCUGUUGAUGAAGCCGAGGUCAGUAAGACCGAUUCACAGAACGAGGAUGAAAACUGCAUGGAAGUUUCUUCAGUGAAGUGUUCAAAGGAGGAGAUGGAUGAAAUUGAAGGCAGCAGGGUUGGAAGUAGCUUGUCCAGGUCAUCUCUGCACUCCAGACAAAGUAAGAAGAGUAUGUGUGAGGAAACUAAUAGUGUGGCAAGGACCAUGUCAUCCUGCAGUUUGAAAAAGGCAGAAGAAGAAGAUAUUGCUGCAUGCUCAAGUUCUGCCCAUAGUGUCUACAGCAGAUCUAGCAAGUACAGCGUGCCAAGAGAGAAGAGCGACCAGGACAAACAUUCUGACAAUGAUCCAGUGAUCUCUUCCUUUUCCAGUGAGUCCUGCCCUAAGGAAGAUGCUGACGAGAAGGAAGCAAAACAAGAAGACCACAAAGAUAAUGAAGUCGAUUCAGUAUCAGCACAAAUGGUGCCCAGUGACUCGCUCAAAGAUGACUUCAGCAAAUGUGAAAGAUGUUCUACAGAAGGAUCUUCCCAUUCCAAAGCUUGUGAUGGGAAUAGCAGGAGGAGUGACAGUGACGAAAUACUUGUGUGCAAUGCCUCCUGUUCUUCCAGAACAUCAAAGAGAAGCAAGCACAAAAUCCAGGGCCAAUGUGCAGAGACAGAGGUGUUCAAAACAAGCAAUGAUGGCUGUUCACAAUCCAGUGUGACACGAUCAUCCAAACCCAGGAGGAAAAAAAUGAAGAAUCUUCAUGCUGAGGUGGAAAAUUCUAGCAGAGCAUUGGGAUCAGAGGUUGCCUCGAUGUACAGUUUGCACUGCCCAGCCCCACCAAAAGGAAAGCCAAGCAGCAAAAAAAUACGAUCUGUGGUGUUUAAGAAUUCCUCCAGCACCAGCGCAUGCACUGAGUCAAUGCUGACUGAGGACAAAGAGCAGAAAGAAGUAGUCAACUCUUCCAGACCAACUUCUUCGGGGUCUAAAUCAGCGGAACCUAAUACAAUGAAAGCAGCAGAAAAUAACUCAGAUGAUGAGCAAAAAAAGGAUGGUGGUUCUUGCAAAGAGAAAAUGAAAGAGAAAUUACAAGAGGCCAGUGCACCAGAGGAAGAUGAUCAUGAUUUAGCACCUUCUGCUCUGCCAAAUACAUCUCCAGAAGAAGUUGUCCAGGAGUGGCUAAGCAAAAUUCCUCAAGAGACAUUGCUUAUGAAAUAUGAAAUGGAGGAUGAUGGGGAAGAGGAAUGUGCAGAGACAACCACCGAAAUAUCAAACUGUGCAAAUAAUCAAGAAAUCUCAGAAGAGGAAACUGCUGAGAAAGAGGAUGCAGGGGAAGGUGAAAAUGGUGUAGAGGAGGAAAUGAAAAAAGAGGCAGCCGAAGCCAAUGCUGCUAACGAGGGGGCAGAAGAAUGCCCCAAAGAGGAGAAGACUUCUCAGGUGACAUCAGAAGGAGCUGAAACCAAUCAAGCAGAAUGCAGCCAGUCCAUUGAGACCUCAAGCCAAAAUAAUAACAAAAAGGACUUGCCAAGCACUAUCCAGACUUCCGUGCAGAUAAUGAAGGCACUGCUCAGUUCAAAACAAGAAGCAAAAUUUGACCGCUCAAACAGUUUGCCUGAAGUGUCCCCCACCAUGGGGAGGAAGCUCAGUAACUCUGCCAAUAUUCUGAUCACUUGUCUUGCCAGUCUACAGCUCCUUGACGAAGAGCCAUUAGGUCCAUCGGAUAAGCCAAAAUGCUUGAAUAAGCCUCGAUAUACAGAACUGCUGAACAUUUUUCAGGCCCUGUGGUUUGGAUGCACAGUGGAAAAAGGCGGUCCAAGUUCAGGCCAGCCAGGAAGUGACCAGACAAAGAUGAACUCAGGCUUUAAAGACCAGAACUCAACAUACAAAGACUUCACUCCAAUGUCAUCUUCUGGGGUUGAUGUCAGUAGUGGUUCUGGUGACUCAGGGGAGGGAAGUGUGGCUAGUGCCAGAGAUUGCACCUUAUUGCCCCAGAAGACAGUUAAGUCCAAAUCAGCUGAACAGGGGGCAAGUUUAGAGAAUGAACCGGAACUGAGUGAGACCGAGGGACACGAUAAAGAAGGAGAAGAGUGUUCUCGGCCUUCAACAUCCUGCUCCAAGUCCAAAGAGGAAGACGAAGCAGAGUCCACCGGAGUGGACUCUCCAGAGAGGGGAGCUGAAGCAGACCCCGAUAAAGAUGAUCAGGGUAGUAACUGUGAAAAUGGCGAAGGGGGCGAAAAUGAAGUGGAAGAAAACAGCAAAUUAGAUGAAAAUGAGGGAGAAGCAGAAGCUGAAGCUGGAGAUGAAAUCCCUCCAGAAGCAAAUACUGAUGAGGCAACUGAGCAACCAAGCAACACUGCUGAAAUUGAUGCAAAUGCUGAUGAUGCUAAUUGUGAGAAAGAAGCUGAAUCCAAUUUGGAAGAGGAGGUAGGGAAGGGUUCUCCCAGUGAUCAGGAAGCCAAUGUCAAGGACAUCCCAGAAACCAGUGUGAAAACAUACUCCAUCGCCCCGCAAAAAUCAGUUGACCCCAACCCAGUCUGGGUGCUGAGGCUGCUAAAGAAAAUCGAGAAGGAGUUCAUGACUCACUAUGUUAGUGCCAUGAAUGAGUUCAAGAUCAGGUGGAACUUAGAGAACAAUGAACUGCUAGAUAAAAUGAUAUCGGAGCUGAAGAACGAAGUGAGUAAAAGAAUACAAAAGAGCAUAGAAAAGGAGCUAAGGAAGAUCAAAAGCAGAGCAGGGCAGAGGACUCCAAGGCCUCCAGAUGAAACACUCAGGCGUGAGUCAACAAUCCAGACAGAGCAGAGAAGACAACGGCUGCAGACCAUGCGUAAUAGGUCUCUCUUUAAUGACAGGAAUAUGACCCAGAGUAAGCAGCCGGGGACAACAGACUUAUCAUUUGACAUUGAUGAGGAGGAUUUUGGUCUCAGUACAGCUCUUGCCGAUGAUGUUAGUGAACAACCAAGUGAAGAAGAAUACUGCCCCUGUGACACCUGCAUAAGGAAGAAAAUGGCUUCUAAGCCUAUAAGAAACCCGGUGGUGGCAGCCAAUGCCCCAGUCAUGAAGGCAUUUGACUUAAAGCAAAUCCUGAGGGGAAAUGAAACAGAAAACAAGAUGGUGGACUGUGCCUCAGAAGCAGUUCAGGACAGAGAGGUGAUUCCCAGUGAGCACAUGCAAGAGGCAGAAGAGGAGACCAACCCAAAUGAAGAGGACGGUGAAUAUGAACCUGACCACCCUGAGCAGAAACUGGAUGCGGAUGACGAGAAAGAGCCGCCAGAACAACAUGAAACUGAUGAGCAAGUAGAACAGGAAGUGAAUGAAGAUGAAACAGCCGCUCCUGCUGAGGGAGAUGAAAUUUCAGAUCAUCAAAACUGUGAGGUGGUGACGGAGGAGGAGGAGGAAGACACAGAGAAGGAGGAGGAAGUAGUAGUGGAGGAGGAAACAAAGGAGGAAGAUGAGGAGAAUGAGGAAGAGGAACUGAAACAGGAAGAGAGGGAUGAGGAAGUGAAACAGGAAGAGGAGAAUGAGGAAGAGGAACAGGAACAGGGGAAUGGCGAAGUGGAAGAGGAGGAGAAAGAAGAAGAAGAAGAAACACAAAAUGAAGAUCAGGAAAGUGAGAAAGAGCCCAAGGCUGAAGAGGAGGCUGAGGGCGGAGUGGAGGAGGCCGCGGGCGAGGUCGAUGGGGAUGAUAACGAAGAGAAUGCAUCUGAAUGUGAAGAGAAUGCUGAAGUCUCUGAGGCUGUUGAGGACUCAGAAGAAGCAGCCACAGGCAGAAACGAAGAAGCUGAACAAGAGCCCCAGGCCGAUGCUGGGGAUGAGGCUGUGGAAGAAGCAAGCCCAGAGGUGGAAUGCGAGGCAUGUUCGGAAGCACCAGCAGCUGAGGAGGAAAAUGAAAGUGAAGGAGAUACUGAGUGUGCACAGAAUGGUGAUGAGGCAGCAGAAGCAGCCGGUGAAGAACCUAAGCAAGAUAACGACGAAGACAGAGAUGCAAGGAACAGCGAGGUUCCUGAGGUGGCCUCUGAUGUGACAGGAGACCAAGACUGCAGCAAAGGGCCAGAGACUCUGACCAAAGCAGCCGCCUUCUCCUGUAACUCCUCCAUGGGAAACUGUUCGCAGCAAUCCCAGAAAGGGUCAGAGGAUGGAAGUGAAGGAGAGUGCAGAGGUGAUGGGAAUCUGAAUGAGGACCCUGACAGGGAGGCUAAUAGCGAUGGAGGCAGCAAGCCUGCAAAGAUGUAUCCUGACAGUGAGGACGACGAUGAGGAGGAGGACAGACCAUCCUCAUGCACCAGUCCUGUAGAUGGUGAGAAGAAUGGUGCUGAUGACGCUGACUCCCAAAACAAUGUAGACACCAAUAAUGGCCAGGAGACUAAAAAGAAGGCAGAAAAUGGCGAUGAGAUUGACCAAGACGACUUGGACUUUUAG
Mauremys mutica (yellowpond turtle) is the source of this 6123-nucleotide messenger RNA. It is a transcript of the gene RP1L1, whose product is annotated as RP1 like 1. The transcript has 5 exons. The record is from RefSeq and is a predicted model, not a curated record. Bases 1 to 6123 code for a protein of 2040 amino acids. Gene Ontology annotation, cellular component: axoneme. Gene Ontology annotation, biological process: retina development in camera-type eye; photoreceptor cell development; intracellular signal transduction. NCBI's taxonomy places the organism in Eukaryota, Metazoa, Chordata, Testudines, Geoemydidae.